AUGAAACUGAUCUUGUUAUUGGUCUGUUUUAUGCUAUCCAAUGCACAGACGAUACCAGAACUUGCAGAAAAACCUGGAGCUAAAACUCUUAUAAAAUUAGUCAAAGAUGCAGGGUUUGCUGAUACUUUGUCCGGUCAAGGUCCAUUUACGGUAUUUGGGCCCACUGAUGCAGCCUUUGCAGCUUUACCUCCAGAUGUUUUAAAUAAAUUAAUGAAUGACAAACAACUGCUGAAGUCUGUACUGCUGUUCCAUGUUUUAAGCGGUAAAGUUUACUCAAGUCAAUUAACCAAUGAUAUGACAGCAGCCACGCUUAAUGGUGCAAAAGUUAGAAUUAACAUUUACGGACAGACUGUAGCUGUAGAUGGGAGCAAGGUAAUAAUGGCUGACCAAAAUGCAACAAAUGGCGUCAUCCAUGUAAUUGACGAAGUACUUGCAGAGAUCCCAACUCAAAAUAUCGUACAGUUUGCUGCAAGUCAAAAAGAUUUUUCGAGUCUUGUAUACGCAGUAGUUAGAGCGAAACUUGGUGCAACAUUAUCAGGCGGCCCAUUUACUCUGUUUGCACCAACAAAUGAAGCAUUUAACAAACUCCCACCAGAUGCAAUAAACAAACUUCUACAGAACCAGACAGCUCUCAUCGAGGUGCUAACGUACCAUGUUGUUAAGGGAACAGUCUACAGUGUCGGACUAUCAAAUGGCAUGGUACCAACUGUAGAGGGCAAAUCAGUAAAAGUAGAUCUUAGUUCAGGUGGUGUGAUGAUAAACGAUGCCAAGGUUACCAUGGCUAAUAUACCCGUCACAAAUGGCGUCAUCCAUGUUAUUGACACGGUUUUGUUACCUCCAAAAUAAGAAAAACAUUAUAAUACAGUUUUAUUGUAUAUUGUUAUAUAUUUUGUUGAUUUUUUUUAUCGUAUUAUAUGUAAAUAAAUUUAAAAAAUAGA
Molecule: messenger RNA, 938 nt
Organism: Mytilus californianus (California mussel)
Lineage: Eukaryota; Metazoa; Mollusca; Bivalvia; Mytilida; Mytilidae
Product: transforming growth factor-beta-induced protein ig-h3-like
Exons: 6
Coding region: 1-846 (281 amino acids)
Biological process (GO): cell adhesion; extracellular matrix organization
Cellular component (GO): extracellular matrix
Molecular function (GO): cell adhesion molecule binding
Source: RefSeq, a predicted model, not a curated record